Molecule: messenger RNA, 1746 nt
Organism: Aureobasidium subglaciale EXF-2481
Lineage: Eukaryota; Fungi; Ascomycota; Dothideomycetes; Dothideales; Saccotheciaceae
Exons: 2
Coding region: 1-1746 (581 amino acids)
Source: RefSeq, a predicted model, not a curated record
AUGCCUCCUUCAAAUCCGUCAAGGCAUUUUGCAUUUGCCUUGAUUAUCCCUCUGGUUCUAGCAGCAGCAAACUUUGCCUCCAUACAGCAACAAGUUCUCUGCACUAUCCAAAGAUAUCUUGGCUUCGAAAUUGCUCUUCCUUCUGUUACCAUCGCACAAGCUACACUUGUGGGUACUGUGAUUGAUAAUGAUUUUCCUGCCCCAGUGGAGGCUUGGCUAGGAUUUCCGUACGCUCAGUCCCCAAUCGAAGGUCUUCGUUUCGCAAAGGCACAACCCAUCGCUCCAAGCAAUCAGACGUUCAAGGCCGAUACCUUUGGUCCAAGAUGCCCUGGCAAACAAUUACUUUCUCCUGGCGGUGGCCCGGAUAUCUGGUCUGAAGACUGUCUCACCGCAAACAUUUUCCGUCCUGCCAAUAUGCCCGAAGGCAAGAAAGUACCUGUCAUGGUCUAUGUCCACGGCGGUGCAUUCAACAGAGGCACUGCUAAGAUGCAUAACACCGCGUCCAUGGUUGGAUACGCCACCGAGCCUUUUGUGGCUGUGAGCUUCAAUUACCGCAUCGGCGCUUUGGGCUUCCUGAACUCAGAUUUGACGCAGAAGGAGGGACUACUCAAUCUUGGUCUUUGGGAUCAGGUGCUGUUGCUUGAGUGGGUGAGAGACAAUAUCGCUGCUUUUGGUGGUGAUGCUGGAGAUGUCACGCUAGUUGGCUUGAGUGCCGGUGCACAUUCGAUUGGUCAUCAUAUCAUGAACAUCAACACACCACAUCAACUGUUCCAUAAAGCCGUCAUCGAGUCUGGUGGCCCGACAUCUCGCGCACUCCACCCUUACAACUCCGCUCUACACGAGACUCAGUUCCAACAGUUCUUGAAAGAGACCGGUUGCUCUGAUGUUCCCGAAUCUUCAAUCCUCUCUUGUCUCCGCAACGUUUCGGAAGCCACUGCUGUUGAGGCUUCAAACACCGUAUUCACGCACUGGAACCCUAGCGUCAGAUGGGCAUGGCAGCCUGUGAUUGACGAUGACUUAAUCUCUAGAAGACCACUCGAUGCUUGGAAAUCAGGAAGCUGGAACAAAGUCCCCAUCUUGACUGGAUUCAACCACAACGAGGGAACUAUGUACGUUCCGAAGACCACAGCUUCUUCCGCCGACUUCCGCUCUUUCUGGUCUACUCUAUUGCCGCAAUUAAGCGAGAAGGAGCUGGAUAAGAUUGAAGCACUUUACCCUGACCCUAGCUUUGACCCUCAGUCGGAGUAUGUCGAUACUAGAGGUCUGGAUGUAGGUGCACAAUACAAACGCCUAGAAGCAGCAUACGGCCACUACGCCUACGUAUGCCCAGUCCGCCAAACAGCCAUCCACGGCACCAGCUCUACGGAUCCUCCAAUCUACCUAUACCACUGGGCCACAAACCGCACAGUUCUAGGAGGAGCAAAUCACGGCGAUCAAAUGUGGUACGAGACCUUUGAUCCCUCCACCACAACCGUUUCCCCCACGCAUAAACAGAUCGCCGGCACUUUCCAUGAUUACAUUGUCAGUUUCGUGCUUUCUGGUGAUCCUAACAAGGUCAAGGGAAGGUGGGAGAGACCGGAGUGGAAGGCUUGGAGCGAAGGAGAGGGUACAAUGAUUUUUGGAAAGGGCAAUGAUGAAAGAGCUGGUGGUGAGGAUAAAGGUGUUGUUGCGCAACUUGUCGAGGAUAAGUGGGCAGGUGAAGAGUGUGAAUUUUGGUGGAGUCAGACGUCUAAUGUUGAAGAUUAG